CACACAUAUAAAUAUAUAUAAACAUAUAUAUAUAUAUCCAUUCAACUAAUAAAAUGAAAUCUAUUUAUUGUAUUCUUUUGACUCUGUUCCUGAGUCUUGUCUCAGCUUCAGCUAUUCAAAUGGACCGUCGUGCUGAAGAAGGAGAGGCGCUUAUGAUGUUUGGCUAUAAUCCACCUCGUGUCAAUCCUGACUAUUGUAAAGGUUUUCGUAUUGAAUAUCCUACAUACCCUGGUUUAGCUUUUGAAGGAGGUUCUUUACAACAACUUCACUGGUCUGUGGAUGAAGAUCUUAAUCCUACACCUGAUAUUAUUACUCGUAUUCGUAUCUUAAAUGCCACUCAACACAAUCAAUAUAUUAUUGGUGAAAAUAUUACUCUCUAUAACUUUGAAAAUACUGGUUCAGUCGCUUUCCCUCUUAAUAUUAAAGAUAUUACAGGCUUAUACCAUUACCGUAUCAUGGUAAACUAUCCAGGUACUCCACUCCAUUGCGUUUAUGAGUCCGUACCUUUUAUGAUUAUUCAAAAUCCUUAUCAAAAAUAUCAGACUGCAGGCCCUCCUUAUGUUGAUGUCAAUAUGGGUACACUUUAUUCCACUAUUCCAUAUACCAGAUAUAAUUUUAUUAGAUCAACUGAUGGGCCCAGUGUAACUUCAGAUUCAAAAAAAUAA
This is a messenger RNA of Cokeromyces recurvatus, 665 nucleotides long. RefSeq lists its product as uncharacterized. The record is from RefSeq and is a predicted model, not a curated record. Bases 54 to 665 code for a protein of 203 amino acids. The transcript is spliced from 2 exons. Lineage: Eukaryota; Fungi; Mucoromycota; Mucoromycetes; Mucorales; Mucoraceae.